AUGCGGCGGUUCCGAUUCCCCGCCGGCGCAGAAUUUCUGCCCCCGGGGGCGAAAGCAGGCGGCGAAGGCGGAGGCUGCGGCGAAGGAACUGGAGACACAGAAACACGUCGCGGGGGGCGCGGCGGGGGCGGGGGCGGGGGAACGGGUUAUUCAAACACGGCUUGUCGAUAUCUGCAGGCUACGGCUGCCGGGGUCCCAGAUGGCGCGGCGCCGGCGAACAAGCCGGCGGGCUGCGCAACAUGCCGUAAUUGGCGACGCGCUGGCGUCUCGCAGCGUCGCGGCGCCGCCGCCGUCACUGUGGCCCACCCACGCCUGCAGGACGCCGCCGGCGGAUUGUCUAUUCUGUUUAUGCAAAUAUCUGAUUACCUGCUUGUGCCGGCGCGCCGCCAACGAAAAGCCCGACGCAGCUCCAACGUGGGCCCUCCCGCGCCUCGUCACGGUGGAGUUGGAGGAACUUGCAGGCACGGCGCGGCGGCGCGCGGCGCUCCGCUCGUCAUUUGUCAAAGUCUGAGUCGCGGGGCGGCAGUAGUUUCCAGGCCGCCCGUGGCCCCUCGCCUGCCGCCUCCCUCGGCGCCGCUCAGUUCCGGCGAAAAUAAUACGGCCUGUCGUGCCGCGCCGCCGUCUCGCAGAAAUGGAUCCUUUCAGGCAGCCGCCGCGUCGAGGUGUCUGCGCAUCAAUCCCGGCAUAGCGCGGCGCUGCCGCUGCCGCCGCCGCCGCCGCCCGUGGCGGUGCCUAACGAUCGCCGCUGGCAGCUGA
This is a messenger RNA of Schistocerca americana (American grasshopper), 756 nucleotides long. Its product is annotated as SKI family transcriptional corepressor 1-like. The record is from RefSeq and is a predicted model, not a curated record. Lineage: Eukaryota; Metazoa; Arthropoda; Insecta; Orthoptera; Acrididae. The transcript is spliced from 3 exons. Bases 1 to 756 code for a protein of 251 amino acids.